Aspergillus versicolor CBS 583.65 is the source of this 756-nucleotide messenger RNA. RefSeq lists its product as uncharacterized. Gene Ontology annotation, molecular function: triacylglycerol lipase activity; acylglycerone-phosphate reductase (NADP+) activity. The annotation marks the transcript as partial. Gene Ontology annotation, cellular component: endoplasmic reticulum; lipid droplet. The transcript has 5 exons. The record is from RefSeq and is a predicted model, not a curated record. Gene Ontology annotation, biological process: phosphatidic acid biosynthetic process; triglyceride catabolic process. Lineage: Eukaryota; Fungi; Ascomycota; Eurotiomycetes; Eurotiales; Aspergillaceae.
GGCAUCCAAGUCAUCGCAACCCUGCUUCCCCAUGAGGAUGCCGACCAUCUGCUCUCUCGAGGUAUCGACGUCACCCGGACAGACGUGACAAGCGACGAGAGUGUAGAAUGUCUCAAGGAAACAGUUGAAAAGAUCACAGGUGGGAGAUUACACAUUCUAAUCAAUAACGCGUUAGUCCGCUAUACCAUGCCCGCAACAGACACGGAAGCCAACGAAGUCGAAAAGAUGUUCAGAGUCAAUGUCUUCGGUCCUAUGCGAGUUGUUCACUAUCUCCAUCCAUUGUUGAUCGAGGCCAAGGGAGUCAUCGUCAACAUUGGAUCGAUUGGAGGUGUAUGUCCGUAUGUAUAUGGAGCAUCAUACAAUGCUAGCAAAGCAGCACUCCAUCACUAUGGGAAUACCCUUCGGGUUGAGAUGCGGCCUUUUGGCGUCCGGGUUGUGAAUGUCAUUUCGGGCGAGGUCAGCACGAAUAUAUUGAAAAGCGAUCGAGGGAGGUUACUGCCAUCCGAAUCCGCGUACAGCCCGCUGAAGGACGCUUUUCAGGCCCAUGUUCAACGGAAGCCAGGUACUAGUUCACUUUCCACGCAUUCCAGCACAUAUGCAGCUGGAGUUGUCAAAGAAAUCUUGAAGCCGUCUCCCGCUGCCUGGUUCUGGUUCGGUGCUUCUUCUGGCAUGAUCCGGUUCAUUGAUGCGUUUCUCCCUCGGACGUUCUGGGUGAGCCUCAGUUAUUUUAUCAACGGGACUCUCGCUGACUCGUGA